Messenger RNA from Didymella exigua CBS 183.55, 571 nucleotides. RefSeq lists its product as uncharacterized. The record is from RefSeq and is a predicted model, not a curated record. The transcript is spliced from 2 exons. Lineage: Eukaryota; Fungi; Ascomycota; Dothideomycetes; Pleosporales; Didymellaceae. Bases 94 to 447 code for a protein of 117 amino acids.
GUAAUUACCCUGUGAUCGUUGAUGCUGCAACGGGCCAUACACAGUCACCUAUUUUUUGACAGUUGACAGGUCUCGUCCAAGAACUUUUGUGCCAUGGUUUACGCAUUCUCUUUCACAGCAACAUUGGCGCUACAUGUGAUUUGUUUCCUUAUGCACUUCUCAUCUGACAUGCAUGAGUCACAGACCAGAGAAUAUCUGCCACCUUCGAUCCACAAACAGCCAGCUUCACGGGUACGACCUUUAACUCGUACCUGCGUUUGUACCUGCAUCGCGCCCCUGGUACCACAACAUCAUCAUAACGGGCAUUUUUGUAUCACACCGCACACUCACAGCUCAACCUUGCCUUGUUCAUCUCUUGGCUAUCAUCGCAUUCGCAAGUUGAUCCUGAACUUUCCAGUGGAGAAUACUGUGGCCGGACAGAACGGCACCAUCAUCGUGGACCUGUGAUAGGAGACUUGCGGUACCUUGCAUGAGGCGGUGCCUGAGUACAGAGCAUUGCCAAUAUUCAUUGGCUUUGCGAUGUGGCCAUACCACGAAGAUUACCAAGACUUGAGUAUUGACGAAGUCGCUU